CCGCCGUCACCCCACCGCCUCCCUCCCCUCUGUCUUCCUGUCUCCCCACGUACGGUACCAAGCCCUCGCACGCACUCUCUAUUUAAUCGCGGCCACGGCAGCCGGAUCGAGGUGGGAGAGGCCGGAGACCCCAAUUCCACCAUGAACUUUUUAGCAGCCUAGCUUAGCAAUCAAAACUCCCCACUUUUGGAUCGAUCCAAAUAAGCGACGAGGACGCAAAAGCGAUCGAUCCAACGCAAGUACUACUAGUUCGUCGCCCACCACUUGAUUUAAUUUGUAUUCCCCACAAAAUCCCAUCCCCAUCCCUACCUAUUUACCGUAGUCCCAUCGAUCGAUCGAUCCAGUCCGCACCAAAUCCCUCAGAAACAGCAGCACGACAAGGGCUCUGACGCCUAGGCAGAUGGACGCAGAGACGGUGGUUCCUGCAGCAUCCGCAGCUGACCUGCAGGACUCGCCCAUGAGGCCACAGGUGAGCAAGUACUACUACAAGAAGAGGCUUACAGGCCACAGCAGAAAUGGCAAGGAUAAUAACAGCCAGGACCCAAAGAUCCAAUGCCCCAGCUCGCCUUUGAGCAGGCAAAGCCUGUCCACUUCUGCCGUCCCCAGCUUCCAUGCCGGAGGGUUCUACGAGAUCGACCACGAGAGGCUGCCCCCCAAAUCCCCAAUCCAUCUCAAGUCCGUACGCGUUGUGCAGGUGAGUGAGCACACGAGCCUUGAUGUCACAGUGAGCUUCCCGUCCCUCAUGGCGCUGCGAAGCUUCUUCUCCUCCUUCCCGGCGCCCAGCACUGGGCCGGAGCUCGACGAGCGCUUCGUCAUGAGCAGCAACCACGCCGCGCGGAUCCUGCGCCGCCGGGUGGCUGAGCAGGAGAUCCAGAGCGAGAUGCACCAGGACAGCUUCUGGCUUGUCAGGCCCUGCCUCUAUGACUUCAGCGCGUCGUCCCACCCAGCGCUGCUACAUGACGCGCUGUCGUCGCCCGAAGCUCCACCGGCUCCGGCUGCCAGCUCCUGUCUCCUCACCACCUUGAAGUGCGAUGGCGCCGGGUGGGGCGUGCGGCGCCGCGUCAGGUACAUUGGCCGGCAUCGCGAUGCUUCCAAGGAGCCCACCAUGGACGGCUACGAAACAGAGGCCAGCGUCAAGGAGCAGCAGCGUCCGGCGCAGGAAGAUAAGAGGAGCUCAAUGAACGGCAAGAGGAAGCGAGACGUGGCGGAGAGAAUCAAGGAUAAGCCCAGCAACGAGAGGAAGAAGAGAAAGAAGUCAUAUAAGAGUCCCAAAAAGGAGAAGAAGCGCCGCGUGGAGGCGAAAGACGGUGACCCUCGGCGCGGCAAGGACCGGUGGUCGGCCGAGCGGUACGCGGCGGCUGAGAGGAGCCUGCUCGAAAUCAUGCGCUCCAGUGGCGCCCGCUUCGGCGCACCGGUGAUGCGCCAGGCGCUGCGGGAGCAAGCUCGUAAGCACAUUGGCGACACCGGUCUCCUCGACCACCUUCUUAAGCACAUGGCCGGAAGGGUGCCGGAUGGCAGCACGGAACGGUUCCGUCGCCGGCACAAUGCGGACGGCGCCAUGGAGUACUGGCUGGAGCCAGCCGAUCUGGCGGAGGUGCGGCGGGAGGCUGGCGUGUCUGAUCCAUACUGGGUACCCCCACCCGGGUGGAAGCCCGGUGACGAUGUGUCACCGGCUGUCGGUGAUCUCCUGGUUAAGAGGCAGGUGGAGGAGCUCGCUGAGGAGCUCAAUGGUGUCAAAAGGCAAAUGGAGCAGCUGAGUUCUAACAUGGUGCAGCUGGGCAAGGAAGCAAAAUCUGAGUCAGAUAGAGCUUACAGUUCAUGGAAGGAGAAGUACCACAAGGUGGUUAAGGCCAAUGAAAAGCUAGAGAAGCAGGUGUUGUCUCUGAAGGACACCUACGAGAAUAUGGUUCAUAAAAAUGGUAAGCUAAAGAAGGAGGUGCGGUCACUGAAGGAUAAAUAUGAGCUAGUAGUUGACAAAAAUGACAAGCUAGAGGAGCAGAUGGCUUCUCUUUCCAGCUCCUUCUUGUCUUUGAAGGAACAAUUUCUGUCGCCAAGAAAUGGAGAUAAGCUGAAGAUGGGAAGAGAUGAGGUGGCUGUGGCUCACAAGGAUGGCAAGCAAGCAAUAGUAUGUAUUGAUGGUGGUGACGAGACCAGCCAGCGAGCAGAUGGCACCGUCGUCCAAGCCGGCGAGAAGAGGACGGUGAGGAAGAGCAGCUUCCGCAUCUGCAAGCCACAGGGCACGUUCCUGUGGCCAAGCAUGGGGUCCGGCACGGCCAUCAGCAGCAGGGGAGGAAGCAGCGGCAUCAGCUUCGGCAUCGGGCCGGAUCAGCAGCUCCCCCGCAGCGGCAGCAGCUGCCCCAGCGUCGGGCCGUCGUCGCGAGCCCCUGUGGAGGUGGUGAUCGCGUCGCCCAUGGACGAGCACGCGCUGCUCGGGGACUUCUCCACGCCGCCAUCGGCGUCGUCCACCAACAAAGCCAUCGCCAAGCUGCUGCCCCUGCCCAGCCCGAGGUCGCCACUCCAGCCACAGCCACUCUUCGCCGCCGCUACAACGCCUGGGUUCACCGUCCCGGCCUUGCACUCCUUCUCCGGCCUCACAUUGCGCCAUGCUGACUCGUCGGCGCCCUGCGGUGCUCGUGAGAUGAUGGCCAUGUUCAACGCGGAGGCCGGAGGGAUCACUACCGUGGGCACUGACCUGGCCCUGGCCACUCCCUCCUACUGCUGAGCUACCUCCCCUGCCUGCCUAUGGCAUUCUAUAUUACGGUCGAUAUUGGUUGAUAGGGUAACAUAAAGAUUGCACAAAAAUAGAGAGGAUAAGAUAAAGAAAAUAGAUUAACGAAAUUGGGAAGGAAGACGAUCAUCUUGGUUCUUGGUUACAUAGACAUUGGUGUGCCCUUCGGGUUGCAGUUCGCAGGUUUACUUGGUCAGUUUCUAGUUCGUGUCAAGGAUUUAUUUCUUAUUUUUUAGGGAAAUCAAGGAUUUCUUUCUGCAAGCCUGACUUAACUGGUUGGUGGCUUGCCAAUACCUGUUAACUCCAGCAUGUCAGUUGCGUAGUCUGCCCUUUUGGACACAUUUGAAGUGGAACGUGUCAAUUUUGUGGGCUCCAUAUAUACACUAUAGAGGCAUUCAACUAUUCAAGAAAGAAAGAAAAGGGAGCACUGCUAUGCGUACAACGAAAA
Molecule: messenger RNA, 3176 nt
Organism: Brachypodium distachyon (stiff brome)
Lineage: Eukaryota; Viridiplantae; Streptophyta; Magnoliopsida; Poales; Poaceae
Product: protein DYAD
Exons: 11
Coding region: 401-2722 (773 amino acids)
Biological process (GO): meiotic cell cycle; meiotic sister chromatid cohesion; reciprocal meiotic recombination
Source: RefSeq, a predicted model, not a curated record